AUGGCUGCAACCAAUGUCUUCACAAGUCUUGCUACCACUAAGUCCUUCAAGACGACUUGGAAGAUACAAGUCAAGAUUGUGCAUUCUUGGAAGCAGUAUACGUCUUUCUCUGGAGAAACCUUAGAGGUCAUACUCGCUUAUGUAGAUGGAACUCUGAUUCAUGCAACUAUAAAAAAAAACCAAGUGAACAAGUUUUUCUGGAUGAUAAUUGCUGGAGAGUGGAGAAUCAUCGAGAAUUUUCAGCUUACUAAGUCUAUGGGAAAGUACAGGGCAACGAAUCAUGCAUUUAAGAUGUCCUUAACAAACAGCACAAUCAUUAGCCGUUCUCCUGCACUAUCAGAUGACUGGUAUUUUGAUUUCAAGAGCUUUGAUGAGAUUACUGCUGAAGGAGAUCUUAGUGACAACAUCUUGAUCGAUGUUGGACAGGUCGUUAAAAUUGGUGCUAUGAUAACUCAUGACGUUAAUGGGAAAAUCUCCAAGCGCCUUGAAGUGGUUUUGAGAGACACAAGUGACAAUCGGUUGUCGUGUACCUUAUGGGGGAGAUUUGCCGAUAUCAUGUGGUCAGCGUGUGAACAAGCUGGGAACCAAAUGGUUACUUGUCUGCUACGUCUUGCAAAGAUCAACACGUUUAAUGGUGUGAAAUCCAUAUCUAAUGCAUAUGAUAUGUCCUUGCUAAUCAUCAAUCCUGAUUAUCCCGCUGUGCAGGAUUUUAUUGCAAGGCUACCAAGGGAUGAAGUGACAAUCGCCGUAUUACAACCAAAGCCUGUUGGACCAAAAAAUGAUACUAAGGUUGAUUAUUUCAACCGUGUCGAGAAGAAGACCAUUUCCGAGUUCCUUGAAACCACAACGGAAGGAAAGUUCAAAAUAUUUGGAAAAAUCUUUAAUAUAGACAUGGACUAUGGGUGGUAUUAUUUCACUUGUGUAAAGUGUGAUAAAACUGCUUACUUGGUGCCCAAGAAGGAAUAUGAUGCUAAAAGCAAGAUUAAGACUCGAUUGUUUUCGUGCAAGAAGUGUAAUGAGAUCACAUCUAAUGUUCUCCCAAGCGAGACUUACCACGUUGACAAUAUAGAGGAUUCAGAGCAAGCACUUGACUCCUCAGCUGUUGUCUCCAAUGAUCAGGUUGAGAUUGACGACGGUAUUGGUACCUCUAACACUACUCCAUCUUCAAAGCGUAAGGAAGGAGAAAGUGAUGAUUUGUUGGAGCAGUCAUCAUCAUCAAAGAAAUUUUGUGUCAAGUCCAUUGGCCUGAAGAUUGAAAAAGAAGCUGAUGAGGAAGAUGGAAAAGCUUAA
Molecule: messenger RNA, 1290 nt
Organism: Camelina sativa (false flax)
Lineage: Eukaryota; Viridiplantae; Streptophyta; Magnoliopsida; Brassicales; Brassicaceae
Source: RefSeq, a predicted model, not a curated record